UUAUAAAUGGGCCAUAGAGGCUGAGGUCUCCCUAGUUGACAGUGCCACUCAAAGAGGCAUUUGGGGCUAAAGAUUCACCCCUCCUCUGGAAAGUAGCAACUGGGGAGGUUGGAGGGUCCUGGCUAGGGACUGGGGAGCAAGCAGCCUAGAGUUGCCAGUUUGAGUUGGCUGUAUUCCUGAAGAUUUCAUCACAUGAGAAUAGUGAAGUCCCUAUUGGAUUUUAUGGAGUCUCUGGCUCUUCUCCCUUCCCAGAGUUAAAACUCUGCUUGGGUUAUGUUGGACCCCAUGGCUGGAGAUAUCGUUAUCAACUCCGAUAGGAAGAGCUGUUUUGUCACUGAGCAAACCUUUGCUUUCCUGAAAGUGACCAUAUGGAGCCUAUACCAGGCCUUGAGCAAACAGUGGAAUCCCCCCUUGGCAAAGUCAGGACUUCACAAACUUUCAUAAAUAGGGGCCAGGGAACUUCUGCUCUCUGUGGGGCGUAUGGAGCAACAUCAAAGGAUGGGGGCCAUGAGGCCAGUGCUGGCUUUGCUGACCCUGGCCUACCACCUGCUGCGCACAGCUGCCACCCUGAGAAUCUGCGCUUUCAACAUCAGGAGUUUUGGAGACAGCAAGCUGUCCAAUGAGACCAUUGCAGGCAUCAUUGUGAACAUCGUGCAGACAUACGACAUUGCUGUGGUGCAGGAGGUCCGUGACUCUGAUGGGAGUGCUGUCAGGAAACUGAUGGACCAGCUCAACAGGACAUCUCUGCAGCCAUACAGCUAUGUAGUCAGCGAGCCCCUGGGCCGGAACUCCUACAAGGAGCAGUAUCUCUUUGUGUACAGGACGGGUGUGGUGUCGGUGGUGGACAGUUACUACUAUGAUGACGGCUGUGAGCCCUGCGGGAACGACACUUUCAGCAGGGAGCCCUUCAUUGUGAAGUUCUCCUCCCCCUAUACAGAGGUGCAGGAGUUUGUGCUGGUACCCCUGCAUACGCCCCCCAGCGAGGCUGUGGCAGAGAUUGAUGCCCUCUAUGAUGUCUACUUAGAUGUCAUCGACAAGUGGGGGACUGACAACAUCGUCUUCCUGGGAGACUUCAACGCCGACUGCUCCUACGUCAGGCCGCAGGACUGGCCUUCCAUCCGCCUGCGCACCAACGACGCCUUCCAGUGGCUCAUCCCGGACAGUGCAGACACCACCGUGUCGUACACAAACUGCGCCUACGACCGGAUCGUGGUGAGUGGCUCUGAGCUGCAGCGUGGUAUGGUGGCCGGAUCUGCCAAAGUCAACAACUUCCAGGAGACUUUCCACCUGCAGCGCGAGGAUGUGCUGGCUGUGAGUGAUCAUUUCCCGGUGGAAGUGACUCUGAAGGCUCGCUGAGGCUCGCCUGCUCCUGCCUUGCUCCAUCCCCCGCUAAGCCAGGAGACGUAGCAAAGCAAUUUCUACUGCAUUCAUAUUCUCUUUGGCUGCUGCUGGCUGCAGCGCCAAUGCCUUCAGACGAGCUCCCAAGGCUGAAUCUCAGCGUCUACGAUUAUAGCCAAAUACCAGCCUCCUGGCAUCUACCUGCUGCUCCUGGCACAUCCUCAUGGCUGGUCACAAACCCACCUCUCUAGGUGCUGCAUCGAAUGGCCCACCAGCGUCACUUACUGGGUACUUGGAUAACUGGCACAUCCAUGCCAUUGGGAGAUCCCUUCACACAAUAUAGUUAGUAAGCUUUGAAAUCUUUGGUCUCGAGGCAUCCUGGAGUGUUAUGCUGGGCAACAGGGCUGUGGGGGGGAAGCUGAUUUUGUGGCCAAUGGGUACGUGCAAUUAACAUAGAAUGAAUGAGGGGCAGUUUUAUAAGUGCUUGAUGAUUGGCUAGAAGCCAACUCUCGAGUCGCAUGAUAUCUGGUGUUUUUCAUAAAGCCCUACCUCUUGGAGUCAUGUGAUUAUAGGAGAAUCUCAGCUUUCAUUCAAAGAGCCAGGGUCCAGCCUUCAUGUGUGUGUGGAGAAAAGCUGGAAGAUGUGACUAACCUCUCAGUGCUCAAACCCCACCAGGCCAAUAAAAAGA
Molecule: messenger RNA, 2026 nt
Organism: Mauremys reevesii (Reeves's turtle)
Lineage: Eukaryota; Metazoa; Chordata; Testudines; Geoemydidae
Product: deoxyribonuclease-1-like
Exons: 11
Coding region: 481-1356 (291 amino acids)
Biological process (GO): DNA catabolic process
Cellular component (GO): nucleus
Molecular function (GO): DNA nuclease activity
Source: RefSeq, a predicted model, not a curated record